GCAUAACGGAAGUCUGUCACGGAUGGCCACCUAGCGUCAGCAGCGUGCUUCACAAUGGAACAUAUUAAGCCUCCAAUUGCCGGUAUUUAUAUUCUUAGAGCGUCCUCAGCUAUUUUUUUGCAGUUAAGUCCGCACUGACAGAGAAAGCCGACCGACUUUUUUUUUACUGAACGGGUCAUCACAAAACAUUGAGGCCAUCGGUGGACGAAGUCUAACCAUUGAGCAGACGCAAACAAGCGAAUGCUCUCUGAUGUGAUUCGUCAUCUGCUGCUCAGCCUUGCCUAGUUGGAUUUGUAGCCUAAGGAUUUAUCUCGUGUGGGAUAUUGCCAUUAGAGCAAAGGUGACAACGCACACAAAAGACGCAAUCUUAUCGACAGGCAUCCCUUCCUCAGCACGUGGCUGUGAGCCUCUCUCUCCAAUAUCAUCCUCACCCAACUAACCGCUUCGCCCCGUGGGGUUUAACCGAGCCGAAAGCCCCAUUACCCCACUUCAACCAGACCAGUCACCUGAAGAAGAGGUAGAGGAAGAAGAGGAGGAACAGGAGGAGGAAGAGGAAGAGGGGCUGCUGUGUGUGGUGGCGAAGGGUUGUCAAGAGGCCAAGCGAGUGUGUGCACGUGCACGGGCCAGAGAGCGCCCUGGGGCCGGCGCGAUGGGCAUCCUGGGCCCCCACAGUUGCGUGGGCCAGGCCAGUUGUCACAGCAAUUCCUCCAAGGAGUACUGCUACUCAGCGCGCAUCCGGAGCACUGUACUACAGGGGCUGCCCUUCGGAGGCGUGCCCACUGUCCUUGCCCUCGACUUCAUGUGCUUCCUGGUGCUCCUGUUUGUGUUCUCCAUCCUGCGGAAGGUGGCCUGGGACUACGGCCGGCUGGCACUGGUGACUGAUGCCGACAGGUAAGGACACCUCUGCUUAUUUUAGCCCCUUUUGCGUCUCUACGGUCCACGGAACACAGCGGCACAAAUCGAGUGUACAGUGUUGAA
Molecule: messenger RNA, 978 nt
Organism: Alosa sapidissima (American shad)
Lineage: Eukaryota; Metazoa; Chordata; Actinopteri; Clupeiformes; Clupeidae
Product: CSC1-like protein 2
Exons: 3
Coding region: 650-895 (81 amino acids)
Source: RefSeq, a predicted model, not a curated record